AUGGUCAAGAUGUCUAAUUCGUUUUUUAUAUUCUUCAAUUGCAAGUGGUCCGUUGCGUAGUGGAAAUAGAUUAGGCCUACGCAGCAAAAGUAGCCCAAAAUUUCAUGAGCCCACCUCUGUUAGCAAAAGGAGCCCGUAUCCAAUUACUCCUAGUAGCCCAAAAGCCAGUAAGGAUUCGCAGUCCAAUAGGGUCAAAGUAGCCCAUGUAUAAAGCCCACUCAAAAGACUCUACACACAAGCCCAAAUAUCCAGGCCCAAUCGACGAAAAACCUGCAAAAAAAAAACAAAGAGAGAGCGCGCAGCCGGGGAGCCGCACUCAUCUCCAUCGUUCGUGUCAAAAACCUUCUCGCAUAAUACCGUCACAUUCACAGCCAACCCCAAACUCCACUCUAUCCAAUCUCCAGAAAUUCCGUGCAGCCUGGAUUGUGUCUGCAAUAAAACCAAGUACACAAAUUUCAAACCCCAAAAAAAAGGGAAGACCCUGUAAGGCAAGGCAAGGAGAGGGUGAAGAUUUUGAACCUUGCAACAGGGAGACGGACAGUCCUUGCCAAUCUCAUCCUCCUAGUGGAUUUCUUUUUCUCGUAAAUUAUUGAAUAUUAUUCCUAUCUAUGUUUGCUCAGAAAGGAUGCUGGUUUUUUUUUUUUUAAUUACUUUUACUACGUUGACUAUCAUUCAUUUUCACAAAAUAUAUUUUGAGGGGAAAAAAAAGGACACAGAAAUGCUUCACAUUAUUGUACUGGCAUCUCUAUUUGUCUGCCAAAAAAAAUGUGUGGCUUAGGAAUGAGAUUGGUAAAAGAUCUUGACUCAGUUUGAUAGGCAAAGCAAUUUCUUUUGUGAUAUUUUGCAAAAAGAGGACAGUAUUGUGUGUUACUGAGAUCACUAGGAAAUAUCAGUUGAAUCGUAAGUGGUGAACUCUUGGUCUUGUUUGCCAUUAUUGUUGCUAGCUGUUCGUUUUCUUUUCUUUUCUUUUUUUUGUUCAUUUUCAGGCAUAUUUAUCUGAGGUAAGUUGUUAGUGCUACAUUAUUUCGUGUAAUAAUAUUACAAUUGAUGAUGAAUCCGGAGUUCCGUUAGAUUUUGUGAAUGGUUGGUUGCUUUGCUUUCUAUUGUAAUGACACUCAAAGCAACUGUUCGAUAGA
This is a messenger RNA of Tripterygium wilfordii, 1136 nucleotides long. RefSeq lists its product as uncharacterized. The record is from RefSeq and is a predicted model, not a curated record. Bases 204 to 593 code for a protein of 129 amino acids. The transcript has 2 exons. NCBI's taxonomy places the organism in Eukaryota, Viridiplantae, Streptophyta, Magnoliopsida, Celastrales, Celastraceae.